Messenger RNA from Cryptomeria japonica (Japanese cedar), 1098 nucleotides. RefSeq names its product G-type lectin S-receptor-like serine/threonine-protein kinase SD2-5. The record is from RefSeq and is a predicted model, not a curated record. Gene Ontology annotation, molecular function: ATP binding; protein kinase activity. Lineage: Eukaryota; Viridiplantae; Streptophyta; Pinopsida; Cupressales; Cupressaceae. The transcript has a single exon. Gene Ontology annotation, biological process: protein phosphorylation. Bases 1 to 1098 code for a protein of 365 amino acids.
AUGUGUACAGCUAAUGGAUGCAACUUUCCAGGAAAGGACAAAUACUUUUUCCAGAUUGACCCCUCAAAUCCCAGUUCGGGAUGUCGUCCAUACAAUCCCGUCGUUUGCUCACGGACACCCACAGGGAGUAGUAGGACACCACAUCAUUCUUUUCUGGAGCUGGAGCAGGUUUCGUACUUAAGUUAUAUGUGGGAAAAUGCCUUUAUUGUAGAGCUGGUCAAAGGAGAUUACUAUAGAAAUCUUUUCUCCACAAAUUGUUCUUGCAAAGAAGCUUUCAUUGGGUAUGAUGUAAAAUCUAUUUCUACUCAUGGCUAUUGUUAUCUCAAGUCCUCGGUCUUCCCCUUGCAAAAGAACAAUAAAACAAGCGGUUUCUAUUACAAUUCAAUUGUUUAUAUUAAAGUUCAGUCAAGACCCAAGCCGCCUAAUUACUCAGUUAUAAUUAUCACUGUUUCUGUUGCUGGUGCUGCAGCUACCCUAUUUCUGUUAUUGUGGGCAUGGAUAUAUAAAUUGGCAAACGGUAGGGCAGAGGAGCAGAAGGAUGGGGAUUUAGACUUUCCGACUGGCUCACCUGUGCGGUACUCAUUCGAGGACUUGCAAAAGGCUACAAAUGACUUCAACAUGAGGCUGGGCAGUGGAGGAUUCAGUUCAGUUUAUGAGGGCGUUCUGUUGGACAACACAAAGAUAGUAGUGAAGCAGCUUGACAGAAUAUUUCCCAACGAAAGCCAUCAACAUGUACUAGACUGGAAGGUCAGAUCCAAAGUGAUUCUUCAUAUAGAACGGGGCUUAUCAUACUUGCACGAAGAGUGUCGAGAACGAAUCAUUCAUUUCGACAUCAAGCGCCAGAACAUUCUUCUGGAUGAAAAUUUCAAUGCAAAAGUCUCAGAUUUUGGGCUGGCAAAGCUGAUUAACAGAGAACAGAGUGAAGUGAUAACCAUGUUGAGAGGAACGCCAGGUUAUAUGGCGCCUGAGUUAUUGGACAUGAAAUUUACUGAGAAGGCAGAUAUAUAUAGCUUUGGCGUUAUGGUGGUAGAAACGGUGAGCGGCAGGAGAAGCAGAGAGCAUACAUCACCGGGAUCUGGAUUGUUUCCAGUGUUAUAA